Bufo bufo (common toad) is the source of this 1118-nucleotide messenger RNA. Its product is annotated as holocytochrome c-type synthase. Gene Ontology annotation, molecular function: holocytochrome-c synthase activity. Gene Ontology annotation, biological process: cytochrome c-heme linkage. NCBI's taxonomy places the organism in Eukaryota, Metazoa, Chordata, Amphibia, Anura, Bufonidae. The transcript is spliced from 8 exons. The coding region runs from base 96 to 1013 and encodes 305 amino acids. Gene Ontology annotation, cellular component: mitochondrion. The record is from RefSeq and is a predicted model, not a curated record.
UCUCAUAUGGUCGUGACGUCAUAUUCCAGCGACCUCCUCUCGUGUGGAAGGAUUGGAGCAACUUGUCAGCGGACGGAUCUCCGGUGCCCGGUAACAUGGGCACAUCCACGUCAGCGCCAUCUACUCCGCACCCCUCACCUGCUGUAUCAGCAAACACAGACUCUGCCACGUCGCCUCCUCCAGGAUGUCCGAUGCAUCAACAACAGAUGGAAGCGCCAUCUACUCCGCACCCUUCACCUGCUGUAUCAGCAAACACAGACUCUGCCACGUCGCCUCCUCCAGGAUGUCCGAUGCAUCAACAAAAGAUGGAAGCAACAGGAUGUCCAAUGCACAAAGAGGUUCCACAGAAUGCCGAGAGCCAGAGCUGCUCAGGUCCAAGUCAUCAAGAAAGAGCUUAUGAAUUUGUCCAGUGUCCAAUGAGAGAGAAGGCUAAAGAAGAGAUUGACCCCAGCAAUAUGAUGCCGCCUCCAAACCAAACUCCAGCGCCAGAUCAACCCUUCCCACUUUCAUUAACCAGAGAAGAAUCUACUAUACCUCGCGCCAACACGGAUAAAAAUUGGGUCUAUCCAUCAGAGCAAAUGUUUUGGAAUGCAAUGGCCAGAAAGGGGUGGAAAUGGAAGGACGAUGAUAUGGAACCUAAGGAUAUGACUAAUAUAAUCAAGAUUCACAAUCAGAACAAUGAACAGGCCUGGUCUGAAAUCAUGAAAUGGGAAAUGCUCCAUUACAAAGAAUGUCCCUACGGCCCAACCCUUGUUCGAUUUGGUGGUAAAGCAAAGGAGUUUUCCCCCAGGGCACGCAUCCGAUCGUGGAUGGGCUAUGAACUUCCCUUUGACCGCCACGACUGGAUAGUAAACCGCUGUGGACAGGAGGUCCGGUAUGUCAUCGAUUACUACGACGGUGGAGAAGUCGACAAAAACUAUCAGUUCACAAUCUUGGAUGUCCGCCCUGCUUUCGACUCCAUGACGGCAGUCUGGGACAGAAUGAAAGUUGCCUGGUGGCGCUGGACCUCCUAAUGCUUGCGUCCUGGAUUGGUGCGUUCAUUGCCAGAGGUCAUCCCCAUUAAAAAUGCGGCUCAGUAUUUAAUGUGAUGUACAUAAAAAUAAUACUUUUAAAAAUUC